Vitis riparia (riverbank grape) is the source of this 2032-nucleotide messenger RNA. RefSeq names its product bZIP transcription factor 16-like. The transcript is spliced from 13 exons. Lineage: Eukaryota; Viridiplantae; Streptophyta; Magnoliopsida; Vitales; Vitaceae. The record is from RefSeq and is a predicted model, not a curated record. Bases 283 to 1524 code for a protein of 413 amino acids. Gene Ontology annotation, biological process: regulation of DNA-templated transcription. Gene Ontology annotation, cellular component: nucleus. Gene Ontology annotation, molecular function: DNA-binding transcription factor activity; sequence-specific DNA binding.
AGGAGCAGAUGGGGAUUUUUGGCAUGUGCGAAAGACCGUUUUAGCCUUUCCAUUCUUCUAUUUUCUAUCCAUGAAAGAGCCCUAUUUUCCCCCAAUUUUGCCCUAAUCUCUUCGCAGAUUUGAUCCUUCCGGACCUGCAUCGAACAUUCUUCUCGUCACGACAAGCUUUUUCUUCUUUGUUCUCUUUCUUCCUUUCUCUCUGCACUUCUUGCCAAUUGCUUUCCACUGUAUGUUUGGUUGAAUGGUUUGAGAAAGUUGUGGAAGGCGGGGUCUUAUUGAAUAAUGGGCAGUAGUGAGAUGGAUAAGGCAGGGAAGGAGAAGGAGUCAAAGACACCGCCUACUACUACGCAGGAGCAGUCUUCAACCACGAGCGCUGGAACAGUUAAUCCUGAUUGGUCUGGAUUUCAGGCAUAUUCUCCCAUACCUCCACAUGGGUUCUUGGCAUCAAGUCCCCAAGCUCACCCUUACAUGUGGGGAGUUCAGCAUCUAAUGCCUCCAUAUGGUACCCCACCGCAUCCAUAUGUUGCAAUGUAUCCCCCUGGUGGCUUAUAUGCUCAUCCAUCUAUUCCUCCGGGAUCUUAUCCUUUCAGUCCUUUUGCUAUGCCUUCUCCAAAUGGCAUUGCUGAGACCUCUGGAACUACUCCGGGAAGCAUGGAAGCUGAUGGUAAAUCAUCUGAGGGUAAGGAAAAAUUGCCCAUCAAAAGAUCAAAAGGAAGUUUGGGCAGUUUGAAUAUGCUUACAGGCAAGAAUAAUGAACUUGGUAAAACAUCAGGAGCAUCUGCUAAUGGAGUGUAUUCUAAAAGUGCUGAGAGUGCUAGUGAAGGUUCAAGCGAAGGGAGUGAUGCAAAUUCUCAGAGUGACUCACAACUGAAGUCUGGAUGUAGGCAAGAUUCUUUGGAAGCUGAAACAUCUCAGAAUGGCAGCACUUGCCAUGCUCCUCAAAAUGGAGGACCAAAUACACCUCAUGCAAUGGUGAACCAAACAAUGGCCAUCAUGCCAAUAUCAGCACCUGGUGCUCCAGGAGGUGUUCCUGGUCCUACUACAAACUUAAACAUUGGAAUGGAUUACUGGGGUGCUCCAACUUCAUCUACUAUUCCUGCAAUGCGUGGGAAGGUUCCUUCUGCUCCAGUCACAGGAGGAAUUGUUACUGCUGGGUCACGAGACAGUGUUCAAUCACAGCUUUGGUUACAGGAUGAAAGAGAGAUUAAAAGACAGAGAAGAAAGCAGUCGAACCGGGAGUCUGCUCGCCGAUCCAGGUUGCGUAAGCAGGCGGAAUGUGAUGAGCUGGCCCAGCGUGCUGAAGCUUUAAAAGAAGAGAAUGCCUCUCUUAGAUCAGAAGUCAGUCGCAUCAAGAGCGAGUAUGAGCAGCUUCUGUCUGAGAAUGCCUCUCUUAAGGAGAGACUUGGAGAAAUUCCGGGGCAGGACGAUCAUAGAACUGGUGGGAGGAAUGAGCAACACUUGGGUAAUGACACUAAACAAACUGGACAAACUGGGCAAGCAGAGCAUGGGCAGGGUGGUCACUAAGAUUGAGGAACCGCCCUGCAGAUUGCUCUUCCAGGAGCAUAACCUAACAUCCAAUUAGCAACAGGAAGCCCCUAUUUUACAUAGCAUGUAGUUUAAAAUUGGUGGAAGCUGACCUUUUUUAGUUGGAGGAUCUGUCUUAAGCAUAUCAUCCAACCCCCCCCAUCCCAUAUUUUCGUUGUGGCCAAAUCUUCGACAGUGAGAAGACCCAGGAUGGUAUGUAGAGUGUGAAAUCAAUCCCCCUUUUGUACGUGUUACAAAAGGGCCUGUUAUCUAGUUAUCCGUAUUUUGUUUCCUUAAUGCAACUUGUCUGUAUUAAAAUAUGGUUGAUGAAGGUGUAAACUCCGAGAUUAAUAAACUAUACUGGCUGGAAUUCCCUCCUAUGCAAAUAUGUGGCAGACUAUUUUUGUGUUUUGCCAUGUCCUAUGUUAGCAAGAAGAUAAGACACGAACGAUGAAUCAAACGAUUUGGGUUGUAUUAGUGUUGAUGAAUCCACCUGAUUAAGAUCUCA